This is a messenger RNA of Nicotiana tabacum (common tobacco), 462 nucleotides long. NCBI's taxonomy places the organism in Eukaryota, Viridiplantae, Streptophyta, Magnoliopsida, Solanales, Solanaceae. The record is from RefSeq and is a predicted model, not a curated record.
AUGGAUUUUAUGGGACCAUUUAUCAGCUCAUAUGUCAACAAGUACAUACUGGUAGGUGUGGACUAUUUCUCGAAAUGGGUAGAAGCUGUGGAACUCCCGACAAAUGAUGCAAAAGGAGUCAUUGUGGAGUUAGAGAAUAGGGCAUUCUGGGCAUUGAGGCAAUUAAAUCUUGACAUGGAGGUCGCUGGUACGAGUAAUGUCAUAGAGUUGCAUGAACUUGAUGAGUUCCGCUAUCAUGCUUUUGAGAGCAACCGGCUAAUGAAAUAUUUCCCAACUAAGUUGAAGUCACAAUGGUUAGGACCAUUUCGUGUGCAAAUGGUAAAUCUGACUGGAGCAGUUGCAAUUGAGUCGGAAGAUGGAGUUAAGAAGUUCACGGGCAAUUGGCAAAAUUUGAAACAUUACCUUGGCAUGGAUGAGGAAAAUGUUGUGUCAGUGAUUUAUUUGAAGGAACCCAAGUGUUGA